AUGGUCGACUGUAUGAGCAAAGUCAUGCUGCACACGGUCGUCUCAUGCUGGCAACCAUUCCUGGGACUGGCCCUCGUGGCUGUCUUUGUGGGUUCUACCCUGGGAUGUCCCUCGCGCUGCGAGUGUUCGGCGCAGAGCAAGGCGGUUGUCUGUCACCGCAAGCGCAUGCCAAACAUCCCGGACGGCGUCCCAACAGAGACCAGGAUCCUGGACCUGAGUAAGAACAAACUUACAAUGAUCAACCCUGAUGACUUUAUUGCCUUUCCUGGGCUUGAGGAACUUGACCUCAGUGGAAAUAUUAUCAGUUAUGUUGAGCCUGGAGCCUUCAACGCCCUGUUUAACAUGCACUCGCUCAGUCUCAAGAGCAAUCGUAUCAAACUCAUACCUCUAGGCGUCUUCACAGGCUUAACAAAUCUUACCCGACUGGAUAUAAGUGACAACAAGAUCGUCAUCCUCCUGGAUUACAUGUUCCAGGACCUGCACAAUCUAAAGUUUUUGGAAGUGGGUGACAAUGAUCUGGUUUACAUUUCUCACCGUGCUUUCAGUGGACUUUUAAGCCUGGAGAUACUAACCUUAGAAAGGUGCAACCUUACAGUUGUACCCACUGAGGCCCUUUCCCACCUCCACAACCUGGUCAGCCUCCAUCUAAGAUACCUCAGCAUCAGUACCUUGCAUCCAUACUCAUUCAAAAAGCUGUUCCGGCUGCGACAUUUAGAAAUUGAUAAUUGGCCAUCACUAGAUCAUGUGCCAGCCAAUACCUUGCACGGCCUCAACCUGACCACUCUGUUCAUAACCAACACCAACUUGUCCUCCUUCCCGUACCAAGCCUUGAAGCAUCUGCCCUACCUGACACACCUCAACCUGUCCCACAACCGAAUCAGGCACAUUGAAGGGGGAAUGCUGAUGGAACUGGUUCGGCUUCAAGAGCUCCAUCUGGUGGGAGCUCAGCUAACCACCAUUGAACCGUAUGCCUUCCAGGGCCUACGGGGGCUCAAAGUCCUCAAUGUGUCUCACAACCGACUGGAUACGCUGGAGAAAGGUGUUUUUCAGUCUCCUGAGGCUCUCGAGGUUCUUUUGAUUGACAACAACCCCCUGGUGUGUGACUGCCGCCUCAUGUGGAUCCUACAGAAAAGGCACACCAUCUUCUUUGGGGAUUCACAGCCAGAGUGCAGCACACCCGAAGGUAUUCGUGGCAGGCCUUUUAAGGAGUUUAAGGAAACUCUCCUGUCUUAUUAUGUGACAUGUACCAAGCCAAAGAUCCGUGAGAAUAAAACUCAAACGAUCACCGUGGAUGAGGGCCAGCAGGCAAUGUUGCGCUGCAGUGCUGAGGGGACACCGAGGCCCACUGUAUCCUGGUUGUCCCCACGUCGACGAGUUUUGACAAGUAGGAGCCAUGGUAGAGUAGCCGUCCACAACAAUGGUACACUGGAGAUCAAGUCAGCAGAGGUACAAGACAGCGGUGUGUAUCUUUGUCUUGCCUCCAACACUGCUGGGAAUGACACCCUGAUGACUACAUUGGCGGUGAAAAGUCUGGGAUCGCUGUAUGCCAACAGGACCCAGUACUACACAGAUCCCAGCAACACCACUGCCAAUGGGACUGCCGGCGUGACCCUCGGGUUAGACCUAAAGACUAUUUUAGUGUCAACAGCUAUGGGCUGUUUCACUUUCCUUGGAGUUGUCUUGUUUUGUUUCCUGCUCCUUUUCGUGUGGAGCAGAGGGAAAGGAAAACAUAAAAACAACAUAGAUGUUGAAUAUGUGCCUCGGUCAAAGUCUAACGGUACUAACGUGGACUCGGCAGAGGGACAAGCUGGUCCUCGUCGUUUUAACAUGAAAAUGAUGUGA
This is a messenger RNA of Chelmon rostratus (copperband butterflyfish), 1842 nucleotides long. It is a transcript of the gene lingo2, whose product is annotated as leucine rich repeat and Ig domain containing 2. Bases 1 to 1842 code for a protein of 613 amino acids. The record is from RefSeq and is a predicted model, not a curated record. The transcript has a single exon. Gene Ontology annotation, molecular function: protein binding. NCBI's taxonomy places the organism in Eukaryota, Metazoa, Chordata, Actinopteri, Chaetodontiformes, Chaetodontidae.